CCACAGGAGGAGGUGAAGGUGAAGAUGAAGGAGCUGAACGAGCACAUCGUGUGCUGCCUGUGCGCCGGGUACUUCAUCGACGCCACCACCAUUACCGAGUGCCUGCACACCUUCUGCAAGAGCUGCAUUGUCAAGUACCUGCAGACCAGCAAGUACUGCCCCAUGUGCAACACCAAGAUCCACGAGACGCAGCCCCUGCUCAACCUCAAGCUGGACCGUGUCAUGCAGGACAUCGUCUACAAGCUGGUGCCUGGCCUGCAGGAGAGUGAAGAGAAGCGGAUCCGGGAAUUCUACCAGUCCCGUGGCCUGGACCGGGUGACACAGCCCAGCAGCGAGGGUGGGCACGUGCAGAUCCUGUUCAACAACGAGACCCUGCCUGACCAGAUGACCAUGAAGCAGCUCUGGCUCUCACGCUGGUUCGGCAAG
Molecule: messenger RNA, 426 nt
Organism: Chaetura pelagica (chimney swift)
Lineage: Eukaryota; Metazoa; Chordata; Aves; Apodiformes; Apodidae
Gene: PCGF1
Product: polycomb group ring finger 1
Exons: 4
Biological process (GO): negative regulation of transcription by RNA polymerase II
Cellular component (GO): PRC1 complex
Molecular function (GO): promoter-specific chromatin binding
Source: RefSeq, a predicted model, not a curated record